Molecule: messenger RNA, 2481 nt
Organism: Megalops cyprinoides (Indo-Pacific tarpon)
Lineage: Eukaryota; Metazoa; Chordata; Actinopteri; Elopiformes; Megalopidae
Gene: ppil4
Product: peptidylprolyl isomerase (cyclophilin)-like 4
Exons: 13
Coding region: 15-1460 (481 amino acids)
Biological process (GO): protein peptidyl-prolyl isomerization
Cellular component (GO): nucleus
Molecular function (GO): peptidyl-prolyl cis-trans isomerase activity; RNA binding
Source: RefSeq, a predicted model, not a curated record
GCGUGCAGGCAAGAAUGGCAGUGCUGUUGGAAACAACAUUAGGGGAUAUCGUAAUUGAUUUAUACACAGAAGAAAGGCCGAAAACUUCCCUGAACUUUCUGAAGUUAUGUAAAAUCAAAUUUUAUAACUACUGCCUCGUUCACAAUGUUCAGAGAGACUUUAUCAUACAAACUGGAGACCCUACAGGGACAGGCCGGGGCGGCGAGUCUGUGUUCUGCAAACUCUAUGGAGAUCAGGCCCGUUUUUUUGACGCUGAGAAAGUACCCCGGAUCAAACAUAAGAAGAAAGGGACGGUCUCCAUGGUGAACAAUGGCAGUGACCAACAUGGAUCUCAGUUCCUGAUCACCACAGGAGAGAACCUGGACUACCUGGAUGGGGUUCACACCGUGUUUGGAGAGGUGACUGAGGGAAUGGACGUCUUGGCUAAAAUCAACGAGACUUUCGUGGAUAAGGAUUUCGUACCUUACCAGGACAUCAGAAUUAACCACACUGUGAUCCUGGAUGACCCCUUCGAUGACCCAGCUGAUCUGCCUGUCCCGGACCGUUCCCCUGAGCCAACCAAAGAACAGCUGGAUAGUGGCCGGAUCGGAGCAGACGAGGACAUAGACGACUCGCAGGGGAAGGACGAGGCGGAGAUAGACGAGCUGCUGAAGGAGAAGGAGGCGAAGACUCAGGCCAUUCUGCUGGAGAUGGUGGGUGACCUGCCUGACGCGGAUGUGAAACCUCCGGAGAACGUGCUCUUCGUGUGUAAGCUGAAUCCAGUGACCACAGACGAGGACCUGGAGGUCAUCUUCUCUCGGUUCGGCCCCAUCAAGAGCUGUGAGAUCAUCAGAGACUGGAAAACUGGAGAAUCCCUCUGUUACGCCUUCAUUGAAUUUGAAAAGGAGGAGGACUGUGAAAAGGCCUAUUUCAAAAUGGACAAUGUACUGAUCGAUGACCGAAGGAUUCAUGUGGACUUCAGUCAGUCUGUGGCCAAGAUCAAAUGGAAGGGAAAAGGUGGGAAGUACACCAAGGACGACUUCAAGGCCUAUGAGAAAGACGUGGACAACCGAUCCAAACUGGCUCUUAAAGACAAAGUAAAACCCAGACAGGACUCGAAAUACGACCUCCUUUUAGACGAAAGGGAAGAGGAAGACAGCGCUUACCAUCGGCAUUCUGGGAAAAAGCACAAAGAAAAGAAGCGGCAUUAUUCUGACGACGAGGACACCAGGAAGUCAAAGAAAUCCAAGGACAGCGAGGAGGGCAGGCGGGACAGGAGGGCCGGCCGGCGGCAUUCCCGCUCGCGGUCGAGAUCACGCUCUCGGUCCCGGUCCCGGGACAGGGGGCGGGACGGGCACCGCAAACGCAGCCGGUCCCGGGACAGACACCGUCAGGGGAGCAGGGAGCGGGACCGUGGCCGGCGGGAGCGUAGCGCCAGUCCCAGGAAGGCCAGGGACAAGGAGCGCAGCAGGCUCCGGUGAGGAGCGGGGCCCUCGGGCCCACUCCAGAGAGGGAGGGGGCCUCCCUCGUCCCAGCCCCCACCCUCAUGGGGAGGGGCUUCCUUUUCCCCACCCCCAUGAGAAGAGGGCUCUUUCAUCCUACCCCCCACAGGGAGGUUUCCCUAGCUCCACCCCCAUGGGGAGGGGUUUUCUUUUCCCCACCCCCAUGAGAAGAGGGCUUCUUCGUCCUACCCCCACACCCGCAGCCUUGGAUGAUCUCUCACAGGGCAGUUCAGCAUGUAGACUCAUGCGGCCCCAUACACAUUCAGCGUGUGAUCAAGUCACAUUUGUUUCAAGCUCAAAUUUAUAUGUGCAGGUUUUUCACCAUUUUUAUCAAGCGCUGCAUGUUGUAUCUGUAAGGACUGAAAGAUGUCAAUUUUGAAUAAAAGGAAGUGAUAGUUAUCAUUCGUGUUUAAGUAAUUGGAUCGUUUCCAAGGCAUUUGUAAAGCUCUAUUUUACUCCUCUUUAACUUCAGACUGAAUAUUAUGCCCGGCACCCUCAGGAUUUGAGUGGAUUUGUUCAGCUUUUGUUUUUCUCAUGACUUUCCCCUCUCUUUAUCAGAGAACAUGACCUCUUUUCUCCUGUGAUCUUGUUUCUUUUAUUUAUUUAUUUUUUUAACCUGUUACACCCCCUUCUGGAAUUGUUGCAAUGUUUUUGUUUGUCUUCCUUGUGCGAGUUUGAAAGUUGUUUUUCUGAAGUGAUCUGAUCCUGUGAGUCGAGACACGGGCCAGCUCAAGGACACAAGAAAGGCCAGAUUCCACAACUUACACUCAAAUACAUUACAUCCAUUACAUACAAUACAUGUAAAUACAAACUACAGAGGAUAACAAAAGCCCCAUGAGUGUAAGGAAAUAAAAUUGUAAGUCAGAUUAAGUACAAUAAAGUAAAAAUCAAAAUUUGUAAAUUUUUUAACCCUGAUGCACAAAUGAAUCCCACCACAUCCUGGGGCAUUAAUAGUGUUUGAAGAUAUUGUGCAACUGUGGAUUUAUUUAUUAAAAAAAAA